Molecule: messenger RNA, 747 nt
Organism: Zea mays
Lineage: Eukaryota; Viridiplantae; Streptophyta; Magnoliopsida; Poales; Poaceae
Product: 30S ribosomal protein S21, chloroplastic-like
Exons: 2
Coding region: 52-543 (163 amino acids)
Biological process (GO): translation
Cellular component (GO): ribosome
Molecular function (GO): structural constituent of ribosome
Source: RefSeq, marked validated
CUUCUACAAACAUCCCGUCCCUUCGCCGGCGGGCACGACCAUCACUCCACCAUGUCCGCCGCCACCUCGGCGGCAGCGGCCGUCUCCUCGUCGCGCCCGUAUCCCCUCCUCCAACCCGCCUCCAGACCCGCCCUCGUUUCCUUCCCUCGGCGACAGCUUCCAUCCACCUCGGUUGCCCUGUCCGCGUCCUCCCAGCUGUCGUCGCGGGGCUCGCCGCUGGCGCCGGCGGCCAACCCGAAGUACCACAACGCGAAGGUGGACGCGGGAGACGAGGACGCGGACGGUGAGGAGCUCCUGCGGCGGUUCCGUUGGCAGGUGUCCCGCGCGGGUGUCAUGGAGGAGAUCAGGCGGCGGCGCAGGCACGAGGACGCCCGGGACAAGCGCAAGCGCAAGGCGCGGUCGGCGUCGCUGCGGUACCGCCGGAGGCGCUUCAAGGGCCCAUAUCCUUCCAUCGAUGACCAGGGGCUCAAGGAGCAGGACGAGGAGAACGACAACUGGGAGCUCCCUGCAGGAGAGUUGCCUCCUUACAUUACAGGCAGGUGAAGGUGGUCCGACAAAUUGAAGCGUGGUUUUGUCUGACGGAGAAUUUCGGCGGCUAAAUCUUCAGUUCUUUCUGUUAGUCGAGUAGGUGUUGCCAAAUUGUUCUUGUGGAUGGAUUGUACAAUGGCUGGUGUGUUCUCACGAGAAUUCUGAUGCUUUCUGGUGGGGAGAAAAUGAUUUCUGAUGCAGAUGCAGUUGACACUUUUA